Molecule: messenger RNA, 2703 nt
Organism: Echinococcus granulosus
Lineage: Eukaryota; Metazoa; Platyhelminthes; Cestoda; Cyclophyllidea; Taeniidae
Exons: 10
Coding region: 1-2703 (900 amino acids)
Molecular function (GO): RNA binding
Source: RefSeq, a predicted model, not a curated record
AUGGUCAUGACUCAAAAGAAGAAUCGAAAUCCCAAUGCACAAAACUCGAAGGCAAAUGGGGCUCCCGCCACCAAAAUCCUUGGGAAGAAACGACCCCGGGAAGAAGACAGCGGAGAUGACGAAGACGUAGGAACCAAACUUGAUGCGGUGCAAGUUAAGAAGCUUAAACAAAUGAUUGUUGAGGAUGCCGACGAUUCUGGUAGUACGGAACUCGAUGCUGAAGAAGAGAUCGAGGGCGAUUCCGACGAAGAUAGUGAAGAAUAUGGCGAUGAGGACGAUAGCGACCAUAAUGGCGAUACUGAGGAUGAGCUUCCUGAAAAGGUUGUUAAGCUGGCUAACUCCCGCGAAAAGACACAGCAUCAGCAAACGCCUGUCAAGUCCAAUCAGGAAAAGUUGAAGGCUACUGCCAAACAGUCGGAGCAAAAAGUGGGGGUGCAAAAGCAGUUCAGAGUGUCGGCAUCUAAUAUUCUGCUCUUUAACAUCCCGAGACUAAACGAGAAUGAAUUACAUGGUUUCCUCGCAAAGCGCAAUGUGCAUCCAGAGUCGAUAUCCUGCAUCAACUCGCCGGUCGCUCUUCUCGGGUUUGCAGAUGAUGCAGCCGCAAAAAAGGCAGUUUCGGCAUGUUCUGGGGCGGCUUAUAGUCAAGAUACUCUUGCCGUUGUGCCGGUUACAGAUGGCGAUAUUGGAAUGAUUCGGUCAAAUAAAAACCCCCACCCGGGUCGGCCUGACGCUCCUCUCACAUGCUUGUUUGUGGCGUCUCUUCCGAAGUCCAUAACGGAGAAGGAGAUUCUAAAGGUUAUUGGUAUUGAGCCGAAGCACCUGCGUCUUAUGACCUCAGGACCCAAAAAUUACCUGACAAACGCGUGUUACAUUGAUUGUAACUCCGAAGAUGACGCAAGAAAGGCUUUCCAAGCACUUCAGAAUCAUCAAUUCGGUGAUGUGCAGGUUAAAGUAUAUUUGAAACCCCAAAGCAACUUCAACCCUGUCACCGAAACCUCACUGAUCGUUACUAAUGUGCCCUUUAGCGCCGAGAUUGAUGACGUUAAGAAGCAGUUUCCAUCUGCCAAAAAGGUUGAGCUAACGCGAAGGGGGUGUUUCAUGCUUAGCUUCGGUAGCGCAGAGGAUAGGGCUAGAGUUCUUAAGGAGUCGGAAGGAAAGAUCAUGGGGGGGCGCACUUUGCGUUUUAUAACCUCCGACAAAUCUGCUGUCGACUACCCUGUUUUUGUUUCCAAUAUCGCAUUCGCUGUGUCGGCCGAUGAACUGAAAGCUGCUUUUCCUGGAUGCAGGAAUGUUUUCAUGAGGAAAAAGAAUGGCCGAUUCAAUGGUAACGCAAUCGUAUACUUUACGACCAAGGAAGCAGCAGAGGCUGGGGCGAAGGAGGGCGCUAAGAAAGAACUUAAGGGAAGGCUUCUCAAGACGAAGGUGCAAGACCAGUCUGCUGAUCCUUCGAUUGACAAACAGAGUGCCGCCAGCCCCAAAAAGGGAACCGAAAAGCCGAAGCCUCGGGUAGAGAACAAGGCUAAGGCAGUGCUUCCUGCUCAAGUGGGAAGCGAAUCUGAAGAAGAGGAUGAUGAGGAAGAUAAAUCCGGUGAUGAGGAGAUCGAUGAAGGCGAUAGUGAGGAUGAUAGCGUCGGUGACGCAGAGAAUGAUAUGGUUGAGGAAGGUAGUGAGUCUGUCAGUGGUGUUGAAGAGGAUGCUCCAAUCACAGUGGUGGUGGAAAACGUGGGGGUCGCGGAGGACGAGGCGGCGGCUUCCCUCAUCGUGGAAGCCGUGGCGGCGGAGGUUUCCAGAACCGUGGUAGUCGUGGGGCGAGAGGACGCGGAGGACCUUUCAAAAAAUAAUCGUGAUUUAUGUGUAAAUCAAAUGAGCAACCUGUACCGUGUAUCGCCGCCCGUGGGUGACUGCCGUAGCGCGCUAGAUUCGCGUAGUUUGUGUGUGUACGACUAUCCGGGAGGGUUGAGCGAGGCCGACCUCUACCCUCUCUUCCCCGCCGCUGUCAGCAUCUCGUGUCAGCGAAGGGGUUCUUCAUCUUCUUGUUUGGUACAAUUUCAAUCGGAUGCCUAUUGUCAGGCUGCUCUCGUCGAAUGUCAAAAUGGCAAACUCAUAGGGGGUCGACCUGUGCAGGCCCGGAUAGUUCCUUCCAUUGGCUCAGAUCAUAAUUUUGAUGGCUAUAGUGGUAGUGGAUAUGCUCUAGCAGAUCACUCCCGCAUUGGACCUGGUGACGAGCAUAAUCCUAGAGAUUAUGGCAGUUAUCUUUGUCAAAGACCCGAUUGCACGCUGCGCAAUUUAGCGUGGUCCGUGACAGAAGACGAUCUGAUCCGGGAAUUCCUGCGUGCAGUCAGUGUUUCUAUAGUGUUCGAUGGAGAAAACCGAUCUCAAGGAGCUACUACUUCAGAUCGCUACAAUCGUGCCGGUGGCAGUGGACGUAGAAGAGGAGGCGGUGGUUACGGUGGUGAGGGUAUGCACCUCCGUCGUCGAUGCGAUGAUGUAGAUGGAAAUGAACGAAGAUCUUGUGGCGUCAGCAAUGUUGGUGGAUGCUUCGCAGGAAUGCCCCGCAACAGUGGUGGACGAUUCGAUCGGGAUCGACGAGAUCGCAGUCCAGGGCACCGACGUACCGGUGGUAGUGGGGCUAGAAUUACUUCUGCCGUUAUCCGCCGCGCUCCCGGCGAUUCAUCUGACUCCGAUUUCGACAAUCGUGGUUAA